Drosophila kikkawai is the source of this 814-nucleotide messenger RNA. RefSeq lists its product as uncharacterized. The record is from RefSeq and is a predicted model, not a curated record. NCBI's taxonomy places the organism in Eukaryota, Metazoa, Arthropoda, Insecta, Diptera, Drosophilidae.
UUUGCCAUGACUGCCCUGGAAAACACACCUAAAACGAUGAGCUUGAAGUUGUUGCUGCUGGUUAUUUUCUUGGUGCCACAUUGCCAUUGCAAUGCGUUUGCUGAGAAUAAAACGCGGUUACUAUUUAAGGAAAUCGAUGAAGUAUUGGUGAAACUUAUUGUAGAACACACCAUGAUGUACUCUGAGAACCAGAGUUGCUUUAACAAGUUGGACGUGCUUAAAGAGGACUACCGUUCUAAUAAGUAUGGCUUUGCAGUACUGAAGAAUGUCCUUCAGCGUUAUCACAACUUAGCUGAAUUGCUUAAUUUUGGUUGUAAAAAGCAGAUGAAUGGGAAAAUCUCCAUUUCAGAAAAAGACUCGUAUUGCGAACGGUUGUUCGGCUGCCACAAAAUUGAAAUUCAAAUUAACAAGCGUCCCAAAUUAAGUCUAAGAACCGAAGCCAUAACUAACGACAAUGACAAUACGAAUGAGAAUGAGAAUACGAAUACGAAUGCCAACGCCAAUAACAAUACGAAUACCAAUACCAAUGCUAAUAACAAUAUCAAUGCUAAUCAAAUCACUAUCUUGGUGAAUGUCGUUCAGCCCUCAAGAAAACCAAAAAUGACGGAAACUCCUCCUUCUGCAAUUUAUGAUUCAUUGCGUCGUCCAUUCGAUUAUAUGCAUGGAUUGAUUAGCUCGGUACUUCAGCCCACGAACACCUAGAAUGUCAUCAUGGACUAAUUCCAAGUUGGAAUUACAUGUAUGAUAAGACCAGGUUUGUUUUUAAGUAAUUAAAGAACAGACAAAGGCAAGGUUUUCAUUCAAAAUGUAAAAA